CCGCUACGGAAGCAGCCGUCGUGUCGGGCGCGGCAGAUUCGCCAUAACCCGCCGCCCGGGCCGCCUGGCCCCGCCGGCCCCAGCGAUUAAAAUCCCAUUUCUUUAUUACCAAACUGGGAGGCCCGCGGGGCCCUGGCGACCUCCAAAGUGAUUUUUGGAUUUUUUUUUUCCUCCCCUGCUUUCCCUUUCCUAGCUCAGGCCGCGCCGCUCCGCCGCCCUCGCCCCUCCCCCGCGGCGGCCAUGGACGCUGCGGCUGCAGGAAUCAAUUCCAUCUUCAUGUGUAAGCUUUGUAACUUAUUCUCGCCAAACCAAUCCGAACUAUUGUCCCAUGUCUCUGAGAAGCAUACGGAAGAAGGGACCAAUGUGGAUGACAUCAUUAUUCCGCUCCAACCUCUAACAGUACCAACAAACAUAAACAAAGAUGGAGAAGAUCUUCUUGUAGCGAAGAGGAAAAGGGGCAGACCAAAAGGGUCCACUAAGAAGUUUUGUAUGGAUGAAGAUAUAGCAGAAAAUAACUCUGUUCCAAGUGAAGAAGCUCUGCCUGGGACAGAAGAAGCUCCAGAACCGGCUGAGUUCUCACCAGGGAGCUUGGAAUGUGGGAAAUGCAAUCGGAAGUUCUGCAACACACGUCAGCUGAGAAAACAUAUCUGCAUUAUUGUUUCAAAUGAAGGAGAAGAAGAAGGAGAUGGAGGUAAUGAUUCUGACGUUGACCUUGACAGGAAGGAAGAUGAGCGAGAAAAAACUUCAAAGAGGCCCAGAGUUCAGAAAACAGAGAAAACUCCAUCAGCUAAGGAGACUGAACAGGUUUCAGGAGCUAAAAAUCCUAUUAUAAGUGUGGUUUUGACAGCCCAUGAAGCUAUUCCAGGAGCCACAAAAAUUGUUCCUGUUGAGGCUGCUCCGCAAGAAAGUGAACCCACGACUCCAGAGGCAACAGCUCAAGACCCAUCACAACGAAGAGGAUAUCAAGAAUAUGCCAUUCAGCAAACACCAUAUGAACAGGCAAUGAAAUCAAGCCGGUUGGGUCCAACUCAGCUGAAGAUUUUUACAUGUGAAUACUGUAACAAGGUGUUCAAAUUUAAACACUCCCUCCAAGCACAUUUGAGGAUUCAUACAAAUGAAAAGCCUUACAAAUGUUCAUACUGCAGUUAUGCCAGUGCAAUCAAAGCCAACCUUAAUGUUCACAUGCGGAAACAUACCGGGGAGAAGUUCAGCUGUGAUUACUGCCCAUUUACUUGUCUCAGCAAAGGCCAUCUCAAAGUUCAUAUUGAAAGAGUUCAUAAGAAAAUUAAGCAGCAUUGUCGCUUCUGCAAAAAGAAAUACUCAGAUGUUAAAAAUUUGAUCAAGCACAUCAAGGAGACGCAUGACCUUCAAGAUAAGAAGGUGAAAGAUGUUUUUGAUGAGCUUCGCUUGAUGACACGAGAGGGCAAAAGGCAACUUCUUUAUGACUGCCAUAUUUGUGAACGCAAGUUCAAAAAUGAACUUGAUCGAGACCGUCACAUGCUUGUUCAUGGUGAUGAAAGACCCUUUGCUUGUGAGCUUUGUGGCCAUGGAGCCACUAAAUACCAAGCCCUCGAGCUUCAUGUUCGAAAACACCCAUUUGUAUAUGUGUGUUCUGUGUGCCUAAAGAAAUUUGUCAGUUCUGUAAGGCUCCGUGCGCACAUCAAAGAUGUGCACGCGGAUUUGCAGGAGACUUCUGUUUUUAAUAGCUCCAUCAAUCAAAGUUUCUGCCUGCUUGAGCCGGGAGGUGAUAUCCAGCCAGAAGCCCUCGGUGAACAGCUAUCACAAAGUGCAGAUGAAUUGACUAUCAUGAGUACUAACGCUGUUAACACACCAGAACCGUCUGCAUGUAAAGGUGAUUCAACAGCUGUAGAUGUCAACCAUAAUGGUCAAUAUAGUGAUGACUUAAAAAUUGAUGCAGUUCCUUUGUUAGAAUUUGAAAAUCCUCCAGUGGAGAAUGUGACAGAGACACUGUGUCAGACAACAGACAUAGCAGACCCAAACAUUCAAUCCUGUGUAACAUCAGAUUGUUUUCUGCUGAAAAAUGGUACAUCUGGUUCUGAUGAGUUAAAUGUUUCUCCUGCAAAUGGAGAGGAAGAAGUUAAUCACUGCAGUUCCAUGAAUGAGCAGGGUGAAGAAAGUCUGCUGGCUGAAGACAAAAGUUUACAUCCAGAUCAGAAUGAUGCAGUGACUGAGAAACUUUCCGUCUCUGAAGAGAAAAAUCAGACUGCUGCUUCUAGUGAAUCAGAAACAAGCCAUCCGCCAAUUCAAAAUUUAACAGAAACUACAAACUCUUUGCCAGCACCAGAAGCUGCUAAUGCAGCCAUCGGUCCACAGACGGCCUCUUCUAAUGCAGUUACAUUGGAUGGUCAGAGCAGAACAGUUGCUUUUAUGCAGAUCUUGGAUAGCUUGCAGAAGAGACAAAUGACCACGGAGUUGUGUGAGAGGAUAAGGAAAGUUUAUGGAGACUUGGAAUGUGAAUAUUGUGGCAAAUUGUUUUGGUACCAAGUGCAUUAUGACAUGCAUGUUCGUACUCAUACUCGAGAACAUUUAUAUUACUGCUCCCAGUGCAAUUAUUCUUCCAUCACCAAAAACUGCCUUAAGCGCCACGUCAUUCAGAAACACAGUAAUAUUUUGCUGAAGUGUCCCACAGAACACUGUGACUACUCUACUCCAGAUAAAUACAAGCUUCAGGCACAUCUUAAAGUUCACACGGAUCUGGAUAAAAAGAGUUAUUCCUGUCCUGUGUGUGAGAAGUCAUUUUCUGAAGAUCGACUUAUAAAAUCACACAUCAAGACAAAUCACCCUGAGGUUUCAAUGAAUACUAUUUCUGAGAUUCUUGGCAGAAGAGUUCAGCUGAAAGGACUUAUUGGAAAACGAGCUGUGAAGUGUCCCUACUGUGAUUUUUAUUUUAUGAAGAAUGGAUCAGACCUUCAGCGUCAUAUUUGGGCUCAUGAAGGUGUCAAACCCUUCAAAUGUUCUCUCUGUGAGUAUGCCACUCGUAGCAAGAGUAACUUGAAAGCCCAUAUGAAUCGUCACAGCACCGAGAAGACGCACCUUUGUGAUAUGUGUGGGAAAAAGUUCAAAUCAAAAGGCACUUUGAAGAGCCAUAAACUCCUUCACGCUGCUGAUGGAAAGCAGUUUAAAUGUACAGUGUGUGACUAUACAGCUGCCCAAAAGCCACAGCUCCUACGUCAUAUGGAACAACAUGUCUCCUUCAAGCCUUUCCGUUGCGCACAUUGCCACUAUUCCUGCAACAUAUCUGGUUCCUUGAAGAGGCAUUACAACAGAAAGCAUCCUAACGAAGAGUAUGUAAAUGCAGGUUCUGGGGAGCCUGCAGCAGAAGCCCUUGUUCAGCAAGGUGGCAUAAAGUGUCCUGUUUGUAGCUUUGUGUACGGUACGAAAUGGGAGUUCAACAGACAUCUUAAAAACAAGCAUGGAAUGAAGCUAGUGGAACACGAUGGGGAGACCAAGUGGGAGUUAACUGCUGAAGUUUCUGAAGAAGCAUCCACUCAGUAUCUCCAUAUCACGGAGGCUGGAGAAGAUGUUCAAGGCACUCAGGCUGCAGUAGCUGCAUUACAGAACCUUAGAUAUACUUCUGAGAAUGGUGAAAGGCUCGAUCCAACAGCUGUAAACAUCCUACAGCAAAUCAUUGAGUUGGGUUCGGAGACCCAUGAUGCUACUGCAGUUGCUUCUGUAGUUACCAUGGCACCUGGCACUGUGACUGUGGUCAAGCAGGUAAAAGAAGAGGAGCAAUCAGCCAAUCACACUUUGAUGAUUCAAGAGACGCUGCAGCAGGCUUCAGUGGAGCUGUCUGAACAGCAUCAUCUGGUAGUCUCAUCAGAUGAAGUGGAAGGAAUUGAGACAGUGACUGUCUAUACGCAGGGUGGAGAGGCUUCAGAAUUCAUAGUUUAUGUUCAGGAAGCUAUGCAGCCUGUAGAAGAACAAACAGUGGAACAAUCCGUGCAGGAGCUCUAGUGAACAGUGUUCGAAGGAGAUGACUACUUGAUUUGCCAAAGACAGAAUUUUGGUUUUUUUUUUUUUUCUAGCCAAAAGCAAGCAAGGUGACAAAUUUUCAGUUCAUUUGUGAUGCAAGACCUUGUUGCUAGAUAGUGAACUGCCUGGUUGGAUUGUAUUGGUAACUUGGAUGUAUUACGUAGAAAACCUCCUCAGAGUUUUUUUUUCUAAAAAGUGUUCAUAUUUUGAGGAGAAAAUGUUCUUCCCCUUCUUAGAAGAUCUCUCACUUGAUUCCUGUAAAUCCAUACAAAUAUUGUGUCUUCAAUUCCAUGUUAUCCCACAAUAAUGAAACAUCUAUAAUGGUAGCUAGAAUGUCUAGAAAAGUCCCAUUUUAUACAUUCUCCAUAUGUGCUUGACUUGACUGGAAGUAGAGUUGGUUUUCUUUAAAUUAGAAGGGCUUCUUAUUUCUGAUUAAAUGCUGAGAAUGUGUUUGCCAAGUUGUGGAUCUAACCCAAACAAAGGCUCAAGGGUUUAGUUUGAAAAAUACCACAGAUGGACUGUGGUUUGUACUUGUGAGAUGAUCCUUUGAGUUUGGGAGGUAUUUAAAGCCAUAUAUGAUAAUUCUGGGUACCACAGGAUAACUGUUAUUUAGAUAAUUGAAUAGUGAUAAUUCUUUCUCUCCCACUGGAAAAAUACCCGUCCGGUACCAUAUGAGAAACCAAAUCUGUCAGAUCAGUGAAAUAUUCCUUUGUUUUUAAGAAAAAAUUAUAUCCAAAUGAUUUGUAAAUCCUAUAAAAGAAGAUGUAUGUUCAUAUGUUUUAAACAGACAUGCUUGUAAAUACAAUUGUGUGAAGGAACUUGUACAAAAAAAUUAAGUAAAUAUUGAAUCUAGAUAUUCUUAAUUAUGCAUGUAUAUAGCUCCAGAUUUUUCUUCAUGAAUCUUGAAUUGUUUCUGAUUUAAUAUUUUUAAAUUUGAGCUAUAAAAGUUGUUAGUUAAUAACAGAAUUGUCAUGUUUUCUUCUGGUGCUCUAAUUUCUCAAGUGUUGGCUUCCCUUUCACAGCUAACGAAAAAAUGCUGGUGCAUUGACUGUGACAAAUUAUUCCUCCACUUAGUAGCCUCUAAUCAAGAAAGUAGAGUAAUGAAGUCUAGGCAGACCUUUCUAUAUGAUUGAACUUACUUGUGGACGUUCUGGGUAGAAAAGUGGAAAAAAGCUUUUAAUUAAGUUGAUAUAGGGAGUUAGUCGUCUGCCUCUUCUAAGUAUACUGUAUUCUGUUAUUGCUACACAAAAUCAGUGUACAAACAGUGGUAGCUUCUCUGUUAACUCUGCUGAUAGAGAAUUUAAAUUUGUUGACAGAAAAGAACUGAAAAUCGUUUAACUUUGGUGGUAACUGUGUUUCCUCUGGUUUAAUCUUGAAAGGGCACGACUAGACCCAGUGCUGUUACAUUUAUAGCAUGGAGACCUUUUUGCCAUUUGGUGUAACUGGCUGGAGCUGGUAACUAAUGUCAGCAUCUAUUUCUUAACCUGCUCAGUAAACUUGACUAGAGUGAGCCAUGAAGUGUUUAAUAGCAUUUGCAAUGUGAUAGAAAUAGAGGUACAAAAUGUAUCAACGUGAUUAAUCUUCAUAAGAAACUUUGGGUUUGUUGAAACUCAGUGUUGAUUUGCAAGAGUAAUGCCCUCUAUUACCUAAAAGAGAAGAAAGCAGUCUCAAAAAGUUUUCUUAGAGUUUCUUGAAAUAUUCACACCUCGCUGUCAAAAAUCACAUUUGGAAGAGCAUCCCAGUCAUACGCAGUAACAGCUGUGUUCUUAAUGUAAAACCUUUCUGCGUCAGUUCAGUGAUGUACCGCAUUAUUAUCUGACUGGCAGCAAGAAGCCAGAAGAGCACUCGGGAAUUCUUAAGUAAAUUAUUUCCAGAUAGACGCACUGAGUCUAUGAGAUAUGUGUGUAUUUGGAGGAAGGGGGUUGCUUUUAGAUUUGUUUGUUUUAAUUCUAGUAUACCACAACCAUGUGUAACUGGUGUCAUUGAAGGCUUGACCUGCUUUUUUUUUUUUAAUCAGCAGUAGAAGCGUUGUCCUUCCUGCUGAUUUGAAGGAAAAAGUCCAGUUCUUUUACUACAUUUUAUGGGUUUCAGAAUGGAGAUAUAUUUACACUUUAUAUGACUACGUAUUAGUUUUCCUAUACGAAAGCAUAAACAUUUGUGUGAAUUUCCUUUAAUCUUUUUUUUAAUUUUACAACUUUCAGUUCAGCUCUUUUCUUAAGCUCUAGGUUUAUUUCCCAGCUUUUCUUAGAAAUGCAGUGGUUGGAAGCAUAUAAGGUAUAAGUCAGGAAAGACCGUCAGCUGUGUUGAAUACUGCACAUUGAUUCGUGCCUCCGUAACUAAUACAUUUGAGAAAAUGCAGGGUCUGUAGUGCCAUGAGGAAAUGAGUACAUCUUCUUUAAUGUAAGCCAUUGUACUUAACAAAGAGACUGUCCAAAGAUUUGUGUUUAUUCAGAAGGUACAGAAACAGCUUUAUUUAUAUCAGGUGUUUGUUUUGAGAGGCUACAGCUGUUCCAGAUAUCUUUUGGCUGGAAUUGGAACCACCAAAAAGGUAAGAAUUAAAUCCUUUACUUGGCAAGCUCUGUUUCUGUUUUCAUCUAAACAGCACAGAUUGUUUUCAGUGUAGAUUCAACUCCUUUUGUCCAAUUUAAUUUUUCUGAGGGUUAGGUGACCUUUUCAGUUGAGGGUAGACAAGCAGUUGUAGUUUUAAGUUAGACAAGUAGCUCCUGUUUCUGAAGAUGAUACAUUCCUCGCACACACUAGUAAUUUUCAUUAGCAUUUACUACACAGUAUGAACUUAUGGUUUUUCCUCUUUCUUUGACACCUGAGGAGUGUCCUGGCUUAGGGCUGACACUUGGCAAAUAUUGCUCUUUAAAAGAUUAUGCGUGCAUAAAUCAAGUAACUGAUGGGCGAACUGAUCUGCACAACUAAGAACACAUCAAAUGUUUCUGGGAGUUUGUUGAGCA
This is a messenger RNA of Cuculus canorus (common cuckoo), 6956 nucleotides long. It is a transcript of the gene ZFAT, whose product is annotated as zinc finger and AT-hook domain containing. The transcript is spliced from 16 exons. Gene Ontology annotation, biological process: regulation of DNA-templated transcription. Gene Ontology annotation, molecular function: RNA polymerase II cis-regulatory region sequence-specific DNA binding; DNA-binding transcription factor activity, RNA polymerase II-specific. The record is from RefSeq and is a predicted model, not a curated record. Lineage: Eukaryota; Metazoa; Chordata; Aves; Cuculiformes; Cuculidae. Bases 241 to 3975 code for a protein of 1244 amino acids.